Molecule: messenger RNA, 415 nt
Organism: Dermacentor silvarum
Lineage: Eukaryota; Metazoa; Arthropoda; Arachnida; Ixodida; Ixodidae
Exons: 2
Coding region: 11-403 (130 amino acids)
Source: RefSeq, a predicted model, not a curated record
UCCUGGCUAUAUGAACGAGGACUCGUUUGCCGUCUGGGAGACGGUGCGAAGAAACUCCCGCCUGGUGGCCAAUGCUUCGAAAUUCCUCGCAGGAGCUAAUCUUGAUAAGCCCAUAGCGGCGGCGCUGGAUCGUGUGUCGCGGCACCCUGCUCUGCUGGAGGAACUUGCCGAAGUCCAGGCCAUCAGCGAGGACGAGGCCGCGGCUGCUCUCAGAGACGAAGUGAGGUCCUUCGAUGGCAUGCACGAGUUCAUGCGACUCGCAGGAGUCGUGAAGGAAGCAGUCACGUGUCAUCACCGGGAAGACGGUUGCAAGCAGCUCGACGACCUCAACGACCACUGCUGGAUCACGAUCCGGCGCUUCCUCGCGCUAGGUGACGUGGUGGACGUUGAUGCGCCAAGUUAGAGCCGAAUCGUG